UUGGCUGUUUCUUAGUUCUGUGCGCGCUGUACGGUGGAAUAGUCUAUUUCUCUUCUUUACGCGCAUCUGGACGCGACUCUCCCCGCGUCAAACCCGAUCAUGAGGUCUCCGGGGGUCUUCAUCGGUCUACGGAGCUGCUGGGUCACCGACGGGAUCCGGUAAUACGAACACCCCUCUCUAUCCCACCCCACGCCCACGCGGACAGAAUCUGGGUUUUGCGCACUUGGCGCUGCUGCUGCAUUCACUCUGCCGCGCGCGUACCGGUUCCGCGAUGGUUCUGUGUCGCCUGCGCGUCUGAUGAGUCCGCCAGCACCGGCAGCAGCAUGUCCUCGCGGAAGAUCUCCUCCGAAUCUUUCAGCUCCAUGGGCUCGGACUACCUGGAGAGCCCCGGAGAGGACGGAGAGUGCCCGUUCUCGCGCGUCUUCUGGAACGGCAGGAGCCCCGUGGAGACGCUCUCGUGUCCGUUCGAGGACGCGGCCGUCAGCAGGAGGAUCGCCCGGCGUAAACGCGUCAAUCUGGACUCUCUCGGGGAGAGUUUGAGACGCCUCACCUCACCGACGACCCAGACAAUUCAGCUGGCCCUGCAGAGAACAGUGGAGUUUUACAGACAGAGGGAAAUAAGUGGACAAGAGUUUGUAGGAAGCUUGUCAGAUGAGCAGAAGUGUUUGUUUGAGCAUUCUCGCUGUGACAGCCAGACUGACAUCUCAGGAAUACUGAAAUACACAGCAACUAUUUUAGGCGUGGACUUUUCCGACAUCCGUGGCCGAUUUGGGGAGGAAUUCUUCGGUUUGUGCCUGGAGGAGAACGAGAGGGUUCUGCGAGCUCUCGGAGGAAACCUGCAGGACUUCUUCAACGGUUUCGACGCACUUCUAGAACACAUCAGAACGUCCUGCGGCCGCCGAGCAUCGUCCGAGGCUCCUUCUUUCCUAUGCAAAGACGCUCCUCAGGAGAGCGAAGAGACGAACGCGGAGAGCGACGUGGGACGGACUCUCCUCCUCCACUGCUUCAACCCCGAUCCUACUGUGGGCGUGGCCAUGCCGGGCUUAAUCCGGGCCGCCGCCCGUCGCAUCUACCAAUCGGACGUUUCGGUGGAGGAAGCUCCUCCCACGUGGCUGCACACGGCCAAUGAGGACGGCGAGCUCUCGACGGACUCCUCCCCCUCUUCAUCCCCAUCUCCGCCCUCGUCUUCAUCUCCUGCCUGUUUGUCCUUCCUCAUUCGAGAGGUUCGGACUCAACCCGCAUCCUCGUCGUCGCACACCGCCGCCACAUCUCGCCAGCUGUCGCGCUCGCCGCUGGAUUUGCGCAUCGGUCUGAGCACGUUUUGCCGGGCCUUUCCCUUUCACCUAGUUCUGGGACCCAACAUGGAGGUCCUGCAGGUCGGGGAGGGGCUUCGGAAACAGGCCAAGAGCGACCAGCACCGGACGCUCACCUUCAGCAACAGCUUUGAGCUGGUUUCUCCCAGAAUCCCCUGCUCCUUCCAGAACAUUCUGCUCCGGCUGUCCACGCCGUUCACCAUUCGUACACGACCUGACGGGUCGGCACUCGACAGCAGAGAGAAGGUGAUGGAGCUCAAAGGUCAGAUGCUUCACCUCCCAGAAUCCCACUCCAUCAUUUUCCUGGGCUCGCCGCGUGUCGAUAGGCUGGAGGAGCUCAUGGGGCGGGGCUUACAUCUGUCUGACAUCCCUAUUCAUGACGCCACACGUGAUGUCAUUCUGGUUGGAGAACAGGCCAAAGCUCAGGAUGGGCUGAAGAAACGCAUGGAUAAACUCAAAGCCACCCUGGAGAAAACCCACCAGGCUUUAGAGGAGGAGAAGCACAGAACCGUCGACCUGCUCUACUCCAUCUUUCCCGGCGAUGUGGCUCAGAGACUCUGGCAGGGCCUUCCGGUUCAGGCCAAGAAGUUUGAUGACGUCACCAUGCUGUUCUCUGACAUCGUGGGCUUCACGGCCGUGUGUGCGCAGUGCACGCCAAUGCAGGUCAUCAGCAUGCUGAACGAGCUCUACACGCGCUUCGACUACCAGUGCGGCAUCCUGGACGUCUAUAAGAUUGAGACUAUCGGCGAUGCGUACUGCGUGGCAGGCGGGCUCCACAGGAAGAUUGACAGCCACGCUAAGCCAAUCGCGCUCAUGGCGCUGAAGAUGAUGGAGCUGUCGGAGGAAGUGCUGACGCCUGACGGGAAGCCAAUCAAACUGAGGAUCGGGAUCCACUCGGGCUCAGUGCUGGCUGGAGUCGUCGGUGUGAAGAUGCCACGCUACUGUCUGUUUGGAAACAAUGUCACGCUGGCCAGCAAGUUUGAGUCGGGCAGUCACCCACGCUGCAUCAACGUCAGCCCUACUACAUACCAACUCCUGCGUGACGAGCGCACGUUCACCUUCAUCCCUCGCUCCCGGCAGGAGCUUCCCGACAACUUCCCCAAAGAGAUCCCGGGAAUCUGCUAUUUCCUGGAGGCGGGGAAAACCCAGAGCCACGCCCCUCUCACCAGCACUCGCUCCGCCCCCAUCCGGAAAGUGUCCUAUAGCAUUGGGACCAUGUUUCUACGGGAGACUAGCCUCUGAGACGGCCCCACCCAUUCGCUGUGACAUCACGUCCUGUAGACUAGUGUUGCCUGUGGCAACU
Molecule: messenger RNA, 2616 nt
Organism: Sinocyclocheilus anshuiensis
Lineage: Eukaryota; Metazoa; Chordata; Actinopteri; Cypriniformes; Cyprinidae
Gene: gucy1a2
Product: guanylate cyclase 1, soluble, alpha 2
Exons: 9
Coding region: 324-2555 (743 amino acids)
Biological process (GO): response to oxygen levels; cGMP biosynthetic process
Cellular component (GO): guanylate cyclase complex, soluble
Molecular function (GO): guanylate cyclase activity; heme binding
Source: RefSeq, a predicted model, not a curated record